AUGAUGGACGCCGAUGUUAUGCCUUAUAACGUACGGCCAAUGACCACAGCACCGAUGCAACAACGGCCUUCCUUGGUUCCCUACCAUAUGCCAACGAUAUUUAUGAGCACGGCUCCCAUCAACAGCAUCAGCGCGCCAGCACAUUAUCAGCCAUCCGUGUCUUAUGGCGGAGGAUAUCCGGCUUAUCCGCUGCCUACGCCUACUGCCAUGAGCUCUCCGUACAAGCAUCAGCAUUACCAGGAACGACCAUCACUACAUAUGGUUACGCCUGAACUCAAGGACACCAGGGGACUGCAUCAUAUUAGGGAUGCGAGGAGGUACAGUGAAGAGAGCAGGAGCCCAUCGGAGCAUAGCGAUUCUCAAGCUUCUACGGCGGAGACGACCAUCUCGAACCACUCGACCUACUCGCGAACCAUCACCCCCAAUGCCCGGGUCAACGGAGCGCCUCAAGUCGAGUUUACCACUGCGGUGGACAAGCUCAUGAAGGUCAUUCAGUCCAAAAUGAAGGACACGGACGCCGAGCAGAGCGGUGAUGAUAAGGACAUCAAGACUCAACAGCAAUCAUCCCCCGAUUACCAGACAAGAGUGCAGCAACCGGCCAAUAAGCAUAAGCGUAAGCGAUAUGAGUGCCAAAUCGAGGGCUGCAAUAAGAAUGUCUCCCGGAAGACGAACCGCGACACCCAUGUUCAAUCUCACACUGGAGAUAGACCCUAUGUUUGCCCUAUUCCUGGCUGUGGUGGAAGAUUCACGCAGGCCGGUAGCCUCAAGAUACACAAACGUCGUCACACAGGAGAGAGGCCCUACCGCUGCGAGGUAUGCGAUACGGGUUUUGUGCAACGUGGAGAUGUCAAGGCACACAUGAAGACACAUCUUGGCAUAAAGGCAUUCCUCUGCAGACUCGAUAACUGCCACAAGCAGUUUACCCAGCGGGGAAAUCUCAAGUAUCACCAAAACAAGUACCACAAGGAGACCAUCAAGGCUCUCGCCGUAAGAUUCGGCACUAUCGAGGACUGGUCGAUUGUAUCGAAGGAAGAUAUGGAGAUUUUUAAGGACUUCGCCGAGGUCUACAAGAAUAGUAAUAAGGGUAUUAAGGGUCGGGGAAAGUAUCGUAAGGUGAAGUUGGUGCCUCUAAGCUUACCUACCAGCCCGACCGGCCAUUCGCCGCUUCCUAAUAUUAUGAUUUCCCAGUACCCUCUUCCUUCGGCUCCCGGACUUUCGCAACUUCUUUAUACUCCUCAUCCGCUCCACCCUCCGCUUCAUCACCAAGGACCUAGCCACUCGGCUAUGUACGGCAUGCCCCGACCGGGCCUCCAUGGCCAUUACGAAACCUACGAUCACCACGAAGUCCACAUUGUGGCCAGCAGCCGCGGUUCUGUAGCAGAACCCAUUUACUACUACGAGGAGCACCCUGGGGAGCUUGCUUUCGGCGACCGGAUACUAGACUAUUAGCUAUUGAGAUGGCGAUACGAUUAUUAGUGUGUUUUGACUUGUACGAAAGGACGAGCCUGUUUCGCUUUUCUAUUUGCAACCUUUUACUUAUUUGUAUAUGACCUAUUAUCGCCUUUGUUAUUUCCUUUUUAUAUUGUUUAGUUAUUACCUUUGUUUGAUAUAUACAUCCCGAAUCAGAUCCGUUCGAUCAGCUGAUAUCGUUAUUUGCAGACUUAACUGUACCUAGUGCCUAUAUAGUUCGGACUCUCCUACCUAAUCUAGUUGAAGACUGGACCUACCGGGGUAAAGACUUGCUCCCCCGACGUCAAAUUCCGGAUGGCUACGACGCCAGUACCAUGACCAAUGCUGUUUCGUCAUAUACAGCGCUGUCCAUCUAUCCUUAUGCUUAGGAUCUGCGUCAACCUUGCCAGUAUCGAGAAGCAUCUUAACGAUCGCUUUAUAGCCUUUUUCCGCCGCAAGCCAUAGCGCCG
Molecule: messenger RNA, 1919 nt
Organism: Neurospora tetraspora
Lineage: Eukaryota; Fungi; Ascomycota; Sordariomycetes; Sordariales; Sordariaceae
Exons: 4
Coding region: 1-1449 (482 amino acids)
Biological process (GO): regulation of transcription by RNA polymerase II
Cellular component (GO): nucleus
Molecular function (GO): DNA-binding transcription factor activity, RNA polymerase II-specific; RNA polymerase II cis-regulatory region sequence-specific DNA binding
Source: RefSeq, a predicted model, not a curated record